Talpa occidentalis (Iberian mole) is the source of this 4824-nucleotide messenger RNA. It is a transcript of the gene LYSMD3, whose product is annotated as LysM domain containing 3. The transcript is spliced from 3 exons. Gene Ontology annotation, cellular component: Golgi apparatus. Bases 185 to 1099 code for a protein of 304 amino acids. The record is from RefSeq and is a predicted model, not a curated record. Gene Ontology annotation, biological process: Golgi organization. Lineage: Eukaryota; Metazoa; Chordata; Mammalia; Eulipotyphla; Talpidae.
GCGGACGUGGCGGCGGCGCACGGUCCGGAAGGCGGAGACGUUGGCGGGGUCGGCUCCGGUGGCAGCGGCAGACGGGGGCGAUCAAAUAACCGAGGCUUGGCCAUGAACUUGCCUGGGACGGCGGCGGACUUGGCAGCCGUCUCCUUGUCGGGCUGCUCCUGCUAACGGAACAGAUUUUGACAUUAUGGCUGGGAGGCAUCAGAGUCGUUUUCCUCUUCCAGGAGUUCACUCAGGUGGUCAAGGACAUGCCUUUGGAAAUUGUACAGACAGUGAUGUUUUGGAGGAGGAUGCUGAGGUUUAUGAACUUCGGUCCAGAGGAAAAGAGAAAAUCCGAAGAAGUACAUCAAGAGAUAGACUUGAUGACAUUAUAGUAUUAAUAAAAGACAUACAGGAAGGAGAUACUUUAAAUGCAAUAGCCCUUCAGUACUGUUGUACGGUAGCAGAUAUCAAGAGGGUUAAUAAUCUCAUCAGCGAUCAAGACUUUUUUGCCCUAAGGUCUAUUAGAAUUCCAGUAAAAAAGUUUAGUUCAUUGACUGAAACACUUUAUCCUCCAAAAGGAAGACAGACUUCACGACCUUCAUCUGUUCAAUAUGUUCCAGAACAGGAGAUUUUGUCAGCUAAUGAUUCUCUUUCUUCCAGUGAAUCAGCUGGUAACUUUUUAAAAGAAGUAGACCGAGACAUAGAGCAAAUAGUAAAAUGUACAGACACCAAAAAAGAGAACCUUAAUGAGGUGGUAUCUGCCUUAACAUCACAACAAAUACGUUUUGAACCUGAUAACAAAAACAUUCAGCGUAAGGAUCCUUAUUAUGGAGCAGACUGGGGAAUAGGUUGGUGGACAGCUGUAGUGAUAAUGUUGAUAGUAGGGAUAAUAACGCCAGUAUUUUAUUUGUUGUAUUAUGAAAUUUUAGCUAAAGUGGAUGUUAGUCAUCAUUCAACAGUGGAUUUUUCACAUUUACAUUCAGGGAUCACACCCCCAUCACAGCAGAAAGAAAUGGAAAACGAAAUCGCUCCAACUAAAGGAAUACCCUUUAGCCAACAAAAUGAUCAUAAACAAUAUGGUCAUGAAUCUCAAUUACCUGCUGCUCAACACAAAACAUAGCAAUUAUUCAUAAUCACAAUAUCAUUGAUCACAUUUGCCUCGGGAAUUUGGUGAAUCCAUUCUCUUCAAUAACCACUUCAAAGGCAGAAUUUAGGAAGAUUGAAGAUGAUUUUGUUUAUAUUUUUUACCGUCUUAGAGUCAUUUACGAAUAGAUGAGUAUAAAAUCCUUACAGUUGCCAGCUGUUGAUAUUGAGAGCAGUUAAGUUUAUAUAACUGUUAUCAAUGCUUAACACAGAAAUGAGUUUCAAAUAUGUAUCUAGGAAGUUCUUAAUUUGGAAGAUAUAUCAUUUUCUUACCCAUCUAGUUAUGUUUAAAUUUUAUUUUUUAAUAACUUAAGAUUAUUAAUAGUAAAUUGUUUAAACAGAAUAAUGAUAAUAUCAGGUAUCUGCAGUUGAAGAAAACUUACUCCUAUGUGUCAUCAAGAUACUUAGUUGCUAAAAAGUUGAUUAGGAAAUUAUUUAUAAUAGCACACAAAUUCCAUUUUGAAACUUAAAAAACAUAUUUGGCACAUGUGCUGUGAAAAAAUAAGUAGAAAGAAAAUGGGAAAGUAAUUAUCUAGUGUCUGUAAUAGAGACUAAAAAUAAGGUUAUUUUUAAGUCCCCUAAAUAAUGUAGUAUGGUUUGCAAGUUGCCAUUUGUCCAAUGAACACUGGAUUAAGUCAAGACCUAGAAAUAUUUACUCUUAAAGAAUGCUGCCUCUCCUUCUGUUUUUUUUUAAGCCAUUGUAUUUGUUUCUACUAUUUAAAAGCACUUUUGUAAAUUGAUGAGAAGUGUUGGACAGAUUUAUGUUAUUUAGGUAAUAAUUCAUUAUAUACUAUAUACUGUGAUAAGUUGUUGCUGUGUUACAUGUAGUAACAUGCCUUAAUUAUAUUUUAUAAUGCCUUAUAUUACUUUAUGUAAGCUAAUAUAUUUUUUAGAAUUUAAACAUUUCAGAUGGUCCAAUCAAAUUUUGUAACAUAGGCUACGUAAAUUCAUCUCCACCUUCACAAUCAAGCACAAGUUAAUGUCAAUACAGAUUUUCAUUGUCUACCUCUGAGAUUUGUUGCAGAAUUGGUUUGUUAAACAAAAACAAGGGUAAAAGGACUGUUUGCAUUAGCAAUAACAAAUUGCUCUAUUUAUUGACCCAUUAAUCUCUUUUUCAGAGAAAAUGUCCAACUCAGACCCUUUCCCCCCAGAACUCCAGAGCAUCAAAUUGGGGGACAGAGGCUAAAUAUGUAUGGAUUGGUUGAAGAUGAUUAGUGGCACUUUUUAAGAUCUAUGCAUCAGCCACAGUCUGGCUAAACAAAUAUUUUAUAUUCUAUCAUUUAAUUUUUAAUGGUAUGGGUUUUUAAAAUGGAACCAAAAUGAUUCAUUAAAGCAAGAUUUGAUAGGAGUCUGGAUUUCCUAUUUGGUGUAUAACAAUAUACCUUAAGAUAUAUAUAUGAUAUAUACACAUACACACACACACACACACACACAUACCCCAUCUCAUUUUCUGGGCAUAAUUUUUAAUGUUUUAGCAUUUUGACCAGUCAUUCUAUAUUUCAAAGUCCAAUCUUGAUAUAAAAGUGUAUAUAUGUAAAUGAGGUUUUAUGUGCUUUAAGGAGCAAGGUAUAAGUCAUGACAAAAAAGCCAUUGAAUUAAAGCCCUUGAAUAUAUUAAAGGACAUUAGACAAUUACCAAAAAGUGUUAACUAUAGAAGAUGUAGCAAAUUGAUUUCUUGAGAAAUUUGGUAAGUUAAAUUUUUAAAUUGUUUUAAAGUGCCUUGGGCAUCUUGAAAAGAGGAGUACGGUCUUUCUAAUUUAUAUUCAGUGUUAACUUAAUUAGUUUACGUUGUAUUAAGCCUGCUGAAAAUCAAGUUUUAGGGGAAAAAACACGUCGUAGAAUGGAAUGGGCUAGAUGUCCUUUGAAGAACUUUGUUUACAUCAAAUUGAUGACAUUUUUGGAGAGUCAAUGAUUCAUUUUUGAUAGUGGUACUUUGAAAUUGUGAUAGGUCUGAUUUCAAUAUGUAACUUAUUUUUAAAGUAGUGAGGUGUACUAUGUACUUGCUGAGUAAAAACAAUUUGUCUUGCAGUGUGUCCUAUUCCUUGGAGGAAAUAUGACAUAUCCUUAUGAUACAAAUUUCUAUAUAUUUGACUUAUAUAUUUUUAAAUUAAUUGAAUAUAAUUUGAAUUAUAAUUCUAUAUAUGUCAUAUAGAGCUAGAGGUGAUAAUCACUGUCAUUUCUAAAAGAAAAAAGAUUUCCACAGUAUUUAAUAAAUAUAGAAUAAUUUUAGCUUUUAAAACGUACUAAUAUGCAUUAAAAUUUGGAACAAAUGCAGAUUACUUUGUAAAACUUAAUAAAAUAAGAAAAGUUAUUUCAUAUUGUGGGUUUUUAUUGUGUUGAAAUCAUCUGGAUUUAAGUCUUUGCAUUAAAUUUACUUUGAGGUUUUACAAUUUGAAAAUGUAACAACUGAAUCAUUGCAUUUGGUUCACUUAAAACAUGGAGUUGUAAGUGAGGAAAAAUUAUUUUUAGGGCAGAUUCACUUUUCAAAGUUACAAAUGGUUAAAGUUUUUUUGAAAAAAUGGAUACCCUUUAGAUAUUUUUUUGCUAUCCUAUUCCUAUGUCAUUAAGAGAACUAUUAAGAUGGAAAGUAGUUUGUUGGCUACACUAAGAAUUAAACUAAUGUUAAAUUCACUCCUUCAGAGACUUAGAUUUUUUAAGGCUUUUUAUUUUUCUGGAUUCUAUUUCCCUGUUCAGUUGCCUAAAUAGAGUUCUUUAAAUGAACUAUUAAUUAGUAAUUAGUUAUUAAAGCUAUCUACUUCUAAAAAUACUUGCUCGGGAAAACUGAUAGUCCAAAGUUUUAGAAAUAUCAUAAAGCAAUGAUUCAACCUGAGAAUUACAGGUUAAAAUGGAGUUUUUAGAAGUCUGUAUUUAAUGGUGCAUUAUGAUGGGAAUCAUUGUUAUCUUGAAUUACAACAAUGUUGCUCAGGAAAUCAGUAUUUUUCUUCCAAGUAUGUGCAUAUUGCACUUUUAGAUCAUAGAAAUAUCUAAAUGCUUUAUUUCUUUUAAUGUAUGUGAACACUAUAAAUGUUUUAUAUAAUGUAUUUUAUACAAAUGUAGAAUGGAAUUACAGAAUAUUAUGUUAGCAUGUACAUCUGUAAAAUUGGUUUAUAAAACUUUUUUGCCCCUUUCUAUUUUAAAAGAUCUGCAAAAUGUAAUAAAGUUUCUAUUUUAUUCAAUCUAAAAUGGAAGCUGGUGAAUUUAAUUGGAUAGAGCAAACUUUUGUUAUCAAACUAUUUGAUACAGAGAUACUAUGUAAGAUAAAUAGAAUUGACCAAGAUGUACUUAGUUUCCCCCUUGUUAUAAUAAGAUUCAAGGGGUGGCAAAAUUUUUCUACCCUUUAAGUUCUUUGACUUUUCUAACCGUUAAGUUGACAUAAGACAGAUUAAUAGGAGAAAAUCAAAUAUAAUUUCUUAAGUAGGGGCCCUCAGAAAUGAGUCCCAAGGGCAAGCUUGAUAAAGCUUAUUAUCUUGAGCUAAGGACUAGGAUUGGGGUUUGGUGUUCCAAAGGGUAGGAGGGCAUUUCACAGGAUUAGAAGAGCAGAUGUUUGGCAGUUAAAUGUUUUCCUUGCCAUAUAGAUACGUAUAAAAACAGCUUACUCUCUAGGUCAGGCCUCCUAUCUAAAUUUUUUUCAGUAAUUAAGGGAAAGUCAAAGUUUGCCCUUGAGUCUGCUAGGUUUUGAUUGUCAAGCAGCAAUCCACAUGC